AUCAUCAUCCUCAUCUUAAUUUCUCUCUCAAGAAGGAAUUGCUGCCAUGGCUGCUCCAAUGUUCUUAACAAAACCAACAUCAUCGUUGACUCUAAUUCCUUCCAAUCGAUCAUUCUUCCUUUUAUUACCUUCAAUCUUAGCUUUCAUGGGUACAAUCUUCAUCUUCUACUACACAUAUUCAACAACUUAUCUAAUCACAGAUCAAGAACAAUACGCUCACUUUCAUUCUCAAUUCACCAAACUUCCACCACCUAAUUCUUCAUCAUCAUCAUCAUCAUCAUCAUCAUCAUCGCCGCCGACGACCAUCCUCAAAGCUCUUACAUUUCCGACCAAGAAGAGUUCUGUUCUCCAAAUCCUUGAUGACUCGCCGCCGAUGAACAUCAUCAUCACUACUACCAAGCUUGAUCAACAAUCAUUCUCUACACCUCCGGUACCGGAUAUUCAUGGAGCCGCCACCGGCGGUGGUGAUCAUGUACCUGAAGAACCCAUUAACGACCGGCGAACCGGUUACAUCUCAAAAAGGAAUGAUCGUGAUAAUAGUAACAGUAAUGUGACCGAUAUAUAUCAUGAUAGAGAUAUUUUCAUGGAGAAUUACAACGAAAUGAACAAAAGUAUGAAGAUAUACAUAUACCCACAUAAGCGAAACGACCCUUUUGCUAAUGUGUUACUUCCGGAAGCUUCCGAACCUGGAGGUAACUAUGCAAGUGAAGCUUACUUCAAGAAGGCACUCACAAAGAGCCAUUUUGUAACUCGAGAUCCUUCAAAGGCAGAUCUCUUUUUCCUCCCUUUCUCGAUAACGAACAUGCGAAAUGACAAAAGAAUCGGGGUUGGAGGCAUACCGAAUUUUGUGAGAGACUAUAUUUAUAACGUGAGUCACAAGUAUCCUUAUUGGAAUCGAUCGGGAGGCGCAGAUCAUUUCUAUGUGGCUUGUCACUCUAUAGGGAAGAUAGCCAUGGAUAAAGCCAAUGAAGUGAAGAUAAAUGCUAUACAAAUUGUUUGUAGCUCAAAUUAUUUUGUCAAUGGAUAUGUUGCUCAUAAGGAUGUUCCACUGCCACAAAUUUGGCCAAGACAAGUGGACCCUCCAAAUAUUGAACUAUCAAAAAGGAAAAGACUGGCCUUUUUCGCGGGUGCAGCUAAUUCUCCCGUUCGAAAACAACUUGUGUCUGCAUGGAAAGAUGAUUGGGAAAUCUUCGCCCAUGCAGGAAGACUAAAAACCCCUUAUGCCACGGAAUUUCUAAAGAGUAAGUAUUGCUUUCACGUGAAAGGGUUUGAGGUGAACACGGCUAGGAUAGGGGACGCACUUUACUAUGGGUGUGUCCCGGUAAUCCUGGCCGACUAUUAUGACCUCCCCUUUAACGACGUUCUGAAUUGGCGUGGAUUCUCGGUUGUGGUGGCAACAACCGAUAUCCCUUUAUUGAAGAAGAUUUUGAAGGGAAUAAGGCUCGAGGAGUACGAGGUUUUGCAAAGGAAUGUAAUGGAAGUGAGGAAGCAUUUUCAAUGGCAUUCUAUGCCGGUUGAGUUUGAUGCAUUUUACAUCACUAUGUAUGAGCUUUGGCUUAGGAGAGGUUCUAUUAGGGUUUCAACACUCUAAAUAGAAUA
Impatiens glandulifera is the source of this 1599-nucleotide messenger RNA. RefSeq names its product probable glycosyltransferase At5g11130. The transcript is spliced from 3 exons. The coding region runs from base 47 to 1591 and encodes 514 amino acids. The record is from RefSeq and is a predicted model, not a curated record. Gene Ontology annotation, molecular function: glycosyltransferase activity. NCBI's taxonomy places the organism in Eukaryota, Viridiplantae, Streptophyta, Magnoliopsida, Ericales, Balsaminaceae.